This is a messenger RNA of Glycine soja, 1433 nucleotides long. Its product is annotated as probable 2-carboxy-D-arabinitol-1-phosphatase. Lineage: Eukaryota; Viridiplantae; Streptophyta; Magnoliopsida; Fabales; Fabaceae. Gene Ontology annotation, molecular function: phosphatase activity. The transcript is spliced from 7 exons. The record is from RefSeq and is a predicted model, not a curated record. The coding region runs from base 186 to 1037 and encodes 283 amino acids.
GCAGGAAGCAACUGGGAAGUGCAUGAAACAAUAGCCUUCUUUUGGAGUGUGGUCUUGGGACACUCUUAGGAGUCCUAUGUUUGGGCCUGUAGAAGGAAGAGAUGAAGGAAAGACGAUGUAGCAUCAUGAGCAUGAAACAGGAACCACAACCACAAGCUGAGGCUGUGUGUGUCAGUUGAUGGAAAAUGGGGACUUGUGGGAUUGUCUUGUUGACCACAGCUUCCCCUAAGCCAUGGCCACUUCGGAGUUCGUCACCACGCGCUCUUCCCGUUCCCCGCAUUCGCUGCUGCUCUGUUUCAGAGCUUUCCCCAGAUAAGCUUCCAACUAGUAUUGAUUUUUCUGUAACUGGUGGGGCAUAUGAUUUCUCAAAAGCAACAACAUCACUAACAAAUGAGUUCAUCUCUUCACCAAAGAAAGUAACUCUUUUAAGGCAUGGUCUUAGCACUUGGAAUUCAGAAAGUAGGAUUCAGGGAAGCUCAGAUUUGUCUGUAUUAACUGAAGUUGGGGAAGAGCAAGCAAAAAGGUGCAAGAAAGCCUUGGAAAAUAUAUACUUUGACCAGUGUUUUGCAAGUCCAAUAUCUCGUGCCAAGCAAACUGCUGAAAUUAUAUGGCAAGGAAGGGAAAAGCCAUUGGUUUAUCUUGAUUCCCUUAAAGAGAUAUCUCUCUAUCACCUUGAAGGCAUGAAAAAUGCGGAUGCUAAGCAAAUAUAUCCCAAAGAGUAUACAAUCUGGAGAGAAGAUCCAGCCAAUUUUAUCAUGAAUGGUAGAUAUCCUGUACGAGAUCUCUGGAAAGCUGCAAAAGAUUGUUGGAAGGAAAUGCUGUUGUCACCUGGAGAAAGCUUUCUGGUUGUGACUCACAAAUCUAUACUGAGGGCAUUAACUUGCACUGCUUUAGGCCUAGGCCCAGAGAGGUUUCGAUCUAUUGAUAUCAACAACGGUGGGAUAUGUGUAUUCAACUUCAAUGUCAGAGGAGAAGCAAUGCUUGACGCUUUAAAUACGACGGCUCAUAUGUACAGUGAUCAUGUCUAUCCUGGCUAGUGCAAACUUACAUUGAGGAAGACAACAAUUGUCAUUCUUUAUCGUUGAUUGAAGUAACCACGGAACAACACCAGUGAAUAUUGGAUGUAGAAUUUUUCUUUUUGAUUAUAUGAACUUCCGAAUCUUUGGCAAGUGGGCAGAUCCAACUAUGAAGCAGGUUCGUAAUAUAGCAGGGGCAUUUGACAUAGCCUUCCUCCUUUGAUAUAGAUACAGAAAAAUUAAAGUACUACUAUAAUUUAUGCAAAUUAAUUACGGGAUUUCCAACACUUGGUGUACUGAGUUUAUUCAAUCUCGUCAAUGUUGUUUGAUGCCGCCGCGUCUUGCAAAUCUAGCAAACUCAUCAUUCUUUUAAUGAUAAAUAUAUUGUUUAAUGUUGUAUAAUUUAUUUUAAAUGAA